This is a messenger RNA of Acanthoscelides obtectus, 2160 nucleotides long. NCBI's taxonomy places the organism in Eukaryota, Metazoa, Arthropoda, Insecta, Coleoptera, Chrysomelidae. The record is from the annotation of a GenBank genome assembly.
AUCGCAUUUUGGAAUCAUGCUGUUUUUCUCCUUAAAAAAAUACGUAAAAUAUGGUAAAAAAACUAUAUUUCUCUGUUUUUUGGGAUCUGGGACGUGUUUUCAAAAUUGCAAUACCGCUCUCAAUACUUGACAGGUAGUAUCUCGCAGUAUCUCAGUGUAGACCACUUUUUUGAAAGAUCGCUCUUGUCAUCUACCUUUUCCGCCUUCUGUCAUCCAAAAACAUGUUCAAUGGUCAUAAAAAUGGUUGUAACAAGAAAUUUAAUAGGGAUAUUAAGUACUAAACAUAUAAUUUUCUUCGCAAAUCCUCAAACUAGUAAGCUUACAGCAAGACUUUUACAUCGAUGUUACCAUUGCAACCACGCAUCUUUUACGUCGCGGAACGUAACCAAAUCAUUAUUCCAAAAUAAUACUCAUGCUGUAGUAACGGCAAGUAGGACUUUUCAUCUAACUUCUCAACUUAGUGCUAGAAAGAACUAUUACGAAAUUUUGGGUGUGGGGAAGAAUGCUUCCAAUUCAGAAAUCAAAAAGGCAUACUAUAAGUUAGCUAAACAGUACCAUCCUGAUGUGAAUAAAGAUCCUGAAUCGUCCAAAAAGUUUCAAGAAGUUUCUGAAGCAUAUGAAAUAUUAGCUGAUGAAACAAAACGUAAGCAAUAUGACACCUGGGGCUCGACAGCUGAACAAAUGGGUGGUAUGGGUGGGGCAACAGGUGGUGCUGGUGCAGGAGCAUCUGGGCCCCAAGGUUUUAGUCAACAUUGGCAAUAUCAGUCUACCAUUGACCCAGAAGAACUGUUCAGAAAAAUUUUUGGAGAUGCUGGAUUUGGCAAAGGGUCAUCACCAUUUGAAGAUUUUGCUGAUUCAAGAUAUGGAUUUGGACAGGCUCAAGAAAUCGUUUUGAAAAUAUCUUUCAGCCAAGCAGCUAGAGGUACAAACAAAGAUGUAAAUAUUAACGUUGUUGAUUCGUGUCCAAAAUGUAGGGGUGCAAGAUGUGAACCAGGAACCAAAGCAACCAAGUGCCAAUUUUGCAAUGGAACAGGAAUGGAGAGCAUAACCACGGGUCCAUUCGUUAUGCGAUCUACCUGUCGAUAUUGUCAAGGCACACGAAUGUACAUUAAGCACAAAUGUACAGAAUGUGAAGGAAAGGGUUCCACAGUACAAAGGAAGAAGGUUACCAUACCUGUUCCUGCAGGUAUUGAGGAUGGACAAACAGUGAGAAUGUCUGUAGGAAAUAAAGAGUUGUUUGUAACGUUCCGAGUAGAAAAAUCAGAUUAUUUCAAAAGAGAUGGUGCGGAUGUUCACACAGAAGCUGACAUUUCUGUGUCACAAGCCAUCCUAGGUGGUACCAUAAGGAUACAGGGCUUGUAUGAAGAUCAUACCCUCCAGGUGAUGCCGGGUACGUCUUCCCAUACGAAAAUCCGUCUCAGUGGGAAAGGUAUGAAGAAAGUAAACGGUUAUGGACAUGGUGAUCACUAUGUUACGUUCAAAAUAAGUGUACCUAAACAUCUAAAUAACAAGCAAAAAGCCUUGAUAACGGCAUAUGCGGAAUUAGAAGAGGACACGCCUGGACAGAUUAUGGGGGUCACAUACAAAACUGACGGCAAAAGUGGAGAAAUGCCAUUUGCAGGUUCAGAAGCGAAAACCCAAGGGAAAUAUUCCGACGAUGACGGCGUCCCAGGCUUCUUAUCAAAAAUUAAAAGAGCCAUUUUUGGAUAAAAUUAGAAAUAUGUACGUUUCUGUGUCUCCCUCGAUCUCAUUUUGACAAUUCCUGUAGGGAAGAAAUUAAAAGUGUUAACUCAUUGUUUAAAUUUUUUUAUUAUAUAUGGCCCUGAUGUACUGAGACUGAAUAGGUGAUUUCGAAUCUUUUCAAUAUUUUGUUUAAACCUUACAUGAAUUGUCAAAUUGCUAUAUUUUGUUUUGUUUCAUAAAUGCAUUUCAUACAGCAGGGUUGCCAUAUUGGGACACUAUUCCUCAAAUUUGGGAGAUUUUUUCUUCCCUUUGGGAAUUUUUGGGGGAUAUAAUGUUCAGGGGGAUUUUUUGGGGGAAUAAUAAAAUCUUGGGAUAUUUUCGGUGUAUUUUAUUCCAUUUUUCCUAGAGCACAACUGACCAUUGCUGAAUACAAAUUUUAUUUUUCUGUAGUUUUUUCUUUCCUCAUGAAGACUAGAU